AUGGAAGCCAUUGAGGAGCUGCCGCUGCCCGCCGGGCUCCGCGCCCGCACCUUCCCCGCCAAGCUGUGGCGCCUGCUGAACAGCCCCCGCGUCCGCUCCCUGCGCUGGGACAGCCGCGCCCGGGGGCUGCUCGUAGACCGCUGCCUCUUCGAGCGGGAGCUGCUCAGCCCGGGCGGCGCCCAGGGGCCGGCCCCGGGCACCUUCAGGGCCACGCAGUUCCGCAGCUUCGUGCGCCAGCUCUACCGCUACGGCUUCCACAAGGUGCCGGGCUGGCUGGGCGCCGCUACGGCGGGCGAUGCCGGGGCCUGGCUGCACUACAGCAACCCCUGGUUUCGCCGCGACCGCCCCGACCUCCUGCUCCGCAUCAGGCGCCGAACCGCGGCCAACAGGCAGCGGCGGGCGGCGGGGCGGGAGGGGCGCUGCCCCCGGCCCUGCGGCUCCCGGCAGCUCCCCAGGGCGCGGCCGCCGCUGCCGCCCGGGCGCCCGCCCAGCGCCUUCCUCCCACUGCACAGGGAGCGGGGCCCGGACGGGCGGGAGCUGCGCUGCCCCCGGCCCGGCCGCUUCCAGCAGCUGCCCCGGGAGUGGCCGCCGCUCGCCCGGCGCCCGCCCUGCGGCUUCCACCUGCUGCACAGGGACCGGCCGGGGCCGGCCCGGCGGGAGGGGCCGAGCCGCUUCCAGGAGCUCUACGGGGAGCGGCCGCUGCCCGCCCAGCGGGAGGUGCUCCGGGUCCCGCCCUGCCACUUCCUCGGCCUCCACGGGGAGCAGCUGCCCCCGCUCGACGGGGAGGAGCUCAGGAUCCAGCCCUGCAGCUUCCCGCAGCUCCACGGGGAGCAGCAGCCCCCAGCCUGCAGGCCACCAGCUGCUCCGGGCACUUCAGCCCCCAGUGCUCCAGCUGGCAGUGCUGGCUGUGCAGCAUCACCGGCCUCCAGCUCAGCACAGAGUGCACCUGUGAAAGAGGAGUCACCACCACUGGAUCUGGGCCUUGAAGUGGAGAAAAUGAUCCGGGAGAUCAGGAGAUCCCUGUCUGAAAGGUCUCCAGCAUCACUGGCCUCCAGCUCAGCACAGAGUGCACCUGCAGCAGAGGAGUCACCACCACUGGAUCUCGGCCUUCAGGUGGAGAAGAUGAUCUGGGAGAUCAGGAGCUCCCUGCCUGAAAGGUCUCCCUCUGCUCAGGGGAAUCUUAAUGUUGCCCCUGAGCCUUCAGGAGAGGAUGCUGUGAACAGGGCUGCAGCAGAGGAAGCUCCAUGUGGCACCGAGAGCUGCAGGAACAGUUCCCCAGAGCCCGAGGAGCCUGAUCCCGUGUGAUCAACCUCUCCUGGAGGGGUGCCCUGCAUGGCAGGAAGAGACAGAGGGAGAGCCUGUGACUACCAGGCAGGUAGAAUCCCUCUGUCUUGUAGUGAUGUGUUUACAAUCAUAUAGUACAUGUAUCUAUCUAUAUGAUUGUUAUUUAUAUAGUACAUUUAUAGAUAUAGUAUAGAUAUUUUAGAGAGAUAUAUAUAUAGACAUAUAUAGAGAUAUAUGUAUAUAAAUAUACAGUAUAUUUAUAGAUAGACAGUUGUGUUUGUAUGCCUCUAUUGUUAUAGACCUAUAGAGGCAAUAUUUUAUAUAUAUACAUAUUUUUAAAUUUGUAUAGUUGUAGUCAUGUAUGCAUAGUUAUAGAUAUACGGAACGACAUAUCUAUGGGGAUAGUUUUAUUUAUAUAUAGAUAGUUAUAUUUAUAAAUGUGCAUAGUUAAUAUACUUUUAGCUACAUGGGUGUUUAGAUACAUAGGUUAGUAUCUGUAUAGCUAUAGGCCAGUUUUUAACCUCUUUCCCUCUCUCCCUUCUUGCUUUUCCCCCUGUGCCCCUGUGUCCCCUGUCCCUGUGCUGGUCCGAGCUGGCGGCCGGGCCGGGCGGAGCAGCAGUUCCAGCCCCGGGUGUCCCUGGAGCGGUGGGAGCUGCCGGUGGCCCCAGGCAGGGUCCCCUGAGGAGCUGCUGAAGGACGCUGCCCUGCAGAGCCUGAGGACAGGCGGAGACUGGCAGGAGGCAGCAGGGAGAAGCUGCAGGCCGGCAGCAGGAGCAGGGAGCAGGGAGCUGCUGCUGCCAGCCGAGAGGCCGGGUGAGGCCGCAGGGCCGCUGAGGCCGGCUGGGGCUGAGGGUGGCGCGGGCUUUGGCCGUGGGCAGUGCCCGGCGGGGCAGGAGCGGGCCCUGCCCGUGCUGGGGCUGCUCAGCGCAGCUGCCCCGGCCGGCACAGGGGCUGUCCUGGGCAAGGCAGCUGUGCCGGCAGGGCCCGGCAGCUGUGCCGGCCGUGCCGGGCUGCCGGCGGCUGCGGGACAGCCCCGCCGCGGCUGCGCUCACCACAGCCCGGCCCGCUCGGCUGCUGCUUCUUUCCAACCCUCCUGGGGAGGCGCUGGGCUUGGCCCUGCCCUGACUGAAGGGCAGGGGCUGCCAAGGGAAACGUGCCCAUCCUCACUCGGGGCUCCCUUUGCUUCCCACAUGUCCCCUCUGCUGUCCCU
Molecule: messenger RNA, 2494 nt
Organism: Prinia subflava (tawny-flanked prinia)
Lineage: Eukaryota; Metazoa; Chordata; Aves; Passeriformes; Cisticolidae
Exons: 5
Coding region: 1-1305 (434 amino acids)
Biological process (GO): regulation of DNA-templated transcription
Molecular function (GO): sequence-specific DNA binding; DNA-binding transcription factor activity
Source: RefSeq, a predicted model, not a curated record